AUGGCUGCUCAACUUUGCUCGAUUCGUUUAAUUCGUCAAGAUACAUCAGUUCCAUGGGGUUUUCGACUAGAAGGAGGUAUUGAUUUUGGUCAUUCUAUCACUAUACAACAUGUGAAUCCUGGAAGUAUAGCUGAAUACAGUGGACUACGAGCUGGUGAUCGUGUAAUACGCAUUAAUCAAUCCGAAACUAAAUCAAUGCGACAUGAUGAUGCCAAAAUGGAGAUUAUUCGAUCCAAUAAUGAUUUAGAAAUGUUUGUUCAACGUGAUGAAGUCAUAAAUUCGUAUACACAUCAAAAUUAUUUCUCGCCUUCACCAAUACAUUCUACGAAUCGAUCACCAAAACCAAUUAAUCGACAAACUUCAUGGCAGCCUAAAAUUGUUUCAUCUGUUCAAAUGUCACCAAACAGCAUUAAUCAUAAUCAUCAACAAGAAUACAGGACUCAUGGUUAUUUGGAGACUCUAUCAAAUAAUAAUAAUAAAGAACCAACAUCAAUUGGAACUAAACAUAACAUUUCACCACUUCCAUAUGGACAAUCCCCACCAGCACCAGGAGAAAAUCUGAUCACAAAAGUCGGUGAAGGACGUUACAGAAAAAUCAGUCAUUCAUCAUAUAAUUCACCUAUGGGUUUAUAUAAUCAAAAAAAUCGAAAUCAAACAUUUGAACAAACAUUAUCUAGUGCUACAGGUAAUCAACUUGAUGGUGCAACACCUCAGGCACCACCAUCUACACCACCAUCAAUGUAUUGUGGAUCAUGUGGAGGUUUUAUCCGUGGUGUUUUUGUGAAAAUCCAAGGUCGUGUUCCAAUGCAUCCUGAAUGCCUGAAAUGUUGCAAAUGUGGCAUAGGUUUACGUAAUAUUGGUUAUUUCUAUAUUAAAGAACAAUUGUAUUGUGAAACUCAUGCGAAACAAGCUGCUCCACCGCCUGAACCUGGCAUGAAAGCUGUAGUUGUUUAUAAAUAA
Messenger RNA from Schistosoma turkestanicum, 960 nucleotides. The record is from the annotation of a GenBank genome assembly. Lineage: Eukaryota; Metazoa; Platyhelminthes; Trematoda; Strigeidida; Schistosomatidae.